Messenger RNA from Histoplasma capsulatum G186AR, 1507 nucleotides. Its product is annotated as RNA binding domain-containing protein. The coding region runs from base 1 to 1188 and encodes 395 amino acids. The record is from RefSeq and is a predicted model, not a curated record. Gene Ontology annotation, cellular component: nucleus. Gene Ontology annotation, molecular function: mRNA binding. The transcript has 7 exons. Gene Ontology annotation, biological process: mRNA export from nucleus. Lineage: Eukaryota; Fungi; Ascomycota; Eurotiomycetes; Onygenales; Ajellomycetaceae.
AUGGACCGAAGCUUGGAUGAGAUUAUAGCGGAACGGCCCUCCUCAAACCGUGGCCGAUCUCGAACCCGUCCUCGACGGGGCAAUGCGCCUCGAGAUGGUGUCAAAAAGGUCUCUCGUUUAAUCGCUCCAACACCUACAAGAAGUCUUCUUCUUUCUCCUCUCGCACCCUCUAGCCGUUCCGUAAAGGCACACCUAAACCAAGGCCUGGGCACGCUCAAAGCUUGCUCGUUUUCCUCCCAAGCCAUCAGGUGUUGGCCACAUCAUCUAGAUGACCUUCAGCUGACCUCCCUUAUUAUUCUUGAACAACAGCCUUUUAGAACAGAGCGUGCCAACCUGGAUCUUGACUGGGUUCAUGAUAAGUUCGAAGAUGACAGAAACACUCGUCCCUCGUAUCGUGACAGCCGAGCCCGUCGUCUCGACCGCUAUUCUCCAGAACCCGAACAACCCCAAACCGGUGCCAAACUUCGCGUCUCCAACCUGCACUACGACUUAACAGAAGAUGAUUUGGAGGAUCUUUUUACUCGCAUCGGUCCAAUUAGCGCACUUUCCCUGCGGUACGACCGCGCUGGCCGUUCAGAGGGAAUUGCGUUUGUGACGUAUAAACGUUUAGUGGAUGCUCAAAACGCCAUCCGCGAGUUCGAUGGCGCGAACGCGAAAGGGCAACCGAUCACUCUCACGAUGAUAUCGGCCACCCCAGGCAGAUCCGCUGGGCGAAAUCCCUUUGACUUCGUUGAAAAGCCAAAAGGCAGCCUAUUUGACCGAACUGAAAAGCCCCGCACCAGAAAUAGUCGGAGUCUCAGCCCGGAAGCGAGUGAAAGCGCAGACGUCACCACAGGUCGUGGUGGCGGACGGUUCCGCAGAAGCGAUGUCUCUAAGCCUCCGCCGGACCACAUCGAUCGCUACGUCCCGGGCCAACGGUCGCCAAGGCGAAGGGGCGAUGGCGGAAGGCGCCGGCGGGGGGAUGCGAGAGGCAGCCAAGAGCGAAAUGGCAAUGCGGCAGAGUCGGGCCGACGAGAAGGAAACAGGAGACCAAAAAAGACGCAGGAAGAGCUGGACCAGGAGAUGGAGGAUUACUGGGGCACCACUGCCGCGCCCAAUGGCAACGGCAGCGGAACUGCUGCGAUAACAUCUUCUUCUGCUGCCCCUGCAUCUGCUGCUCUGGAUGAUGAUAUUGACAUGAUUGAGUAAGAUAAGAUGCUUGCGUGUGGGAAGAGAAGAAUCAAGGACCGUCAAAAUGGAUCACAUUUAUAGCAUUUUCAACUGAAGAGAUUUUGUUAAGGGCACAUUACGUCGCACCUUAUUCUUACUCUUCCUUUCUUUAUUUGGAAAAAAAAGGGGGGGGUGGGGGCGCGGCAAAGAAGUUAACGACCAGUGUUAGUUUUCGGUUAUCAACUCUCUACUUUUGCAGAAAUCCUUGGACGUGUUAUUGUUUAUUUAGCUGCUUUUUUUUUUUUUUUUUUUGUAAGAGUACUCAACAUAUGAAUGAUUGAAUAUCAAUUUCAAAUGC